This is a messenger RNA of Neoarius graeffei (lesser salmon catfish), 4392 nucleotides long. Its product is annotated as integrin beta-1-like. The coding region runs from base 354 to 2744 and encodes 796 amino acids. Gene Ontology annotation, cellular component: cell surface; integrin complex; focal adhesion. Gene Ontology annotation, molecular function: integrin binding; fibronectin binding; laminin binding. Lineage: Eukaryota; Metazoa; Chordata; Actinopteri; Siluriformes; Ariidae. The record is from RefSeq and is a predicted model, not a curated record. Gene Ontology annotation, biological process: cell-matrix adhesion; cell migration; cell adhesion mediated by integrin. The transcript has 16 exons.
CGGGUGUAGGUAGUGAGAAACUGGCACCGUUCGAUCCACGUCCGCUGCCCAGGAUAUAGACGACUCUUCCUGACACGAAAGGGCAUGGUGGAGUCGUUGUCCUAGAUAUAUGUGUUCUCCAGUCUCUUUUUACACUUUGAGGUUGACGUAAAAAGGUGGCGUUAAUUUAUUAAAAAAAGUUUUUGGGCAUCCGGUGAAAAGCUAAAAUAAAAAGGGUUAAAAUUCGUUCGCCUGAACUUCGAGUCGUGAAUGAAAUUAGGCAAACAGCACUCAAGGACUGAGUGAUAUUUUAUCAACACAUUGACAAAUUCGCUUUGAAACCGUUGAUCUGUCAGCGGGGGAAACGCACCGAGAUGAAGGUGGUGUUAAUAGCUGUUCUGCUGGGGUUCUUCUCCUCCUGUUCAGCUCAACUAGAUGGUAACGAUUGCACUAAGGCUUCAGCUCAGUCCUGUGGUGAAUGUAUUCAGGUUGGAGAAAAGUGUGGCUGGUGCACCUUUGAACCCUUUCUGAAGCAAGGUGAAUCCAAAUCAACACGCUGCGAUGAAAUUGAGUCUCUGAUUAAGAAGGGCUGUCCUCCGAACAAUGUGGAAAAUCCUCUAGGGUCAGUCCUUGUCACUGAGAACAAAACCGUCACAAACCGUAAAAAAGAUGUGGCUGAGAAACUGAAACCAGACGAGAUCACUCAGAUUCAACCUCAGAAGCUCACACUCAACCUAAGAGCAGGUGAGCCUCAGAAAUUUUCCCUGAAGUUUAAAAGGGCAGAGGAUUAUCCCAUUGAUCUGUACUACCUGAUGGACUUGAGUUACUCCAUGAAAGAUGAUUUGGAAAACGUGAAGAAUUUGGGAACGGGCCUGAUGCGCGAGAUGCAGUCAGUUACGUCUGACUUCAGGAUUGGUUUUGGUUCAUUUGUAGAAAAGACUGUGAUGCCUUACAUCAGUACAACCCCCGCUAAGCUGCUGAAUCCCUGCACUUCUGAUCAGAAUUGCACAAGCCCCUUCAGCUAUAAAAAUGUACUGAGUCUGACUGAGAAUGGUCAUCAAUUUAACAGGCUUGUCAGCGAGCAACAGAUUUCUGGAAACCUGGACUCACCUGAGGGAGGCUUUGAUGCCAUCAUGCAAGUUGCUGUCUGUGGGGAACAGAUUGGUUGGAGGAAUGUCACUCGACUACUAGUGUUUUCUACUGACGCUGGCUUUCACUUCGCGGGAGACGGUAAACUGGGUGGAAUUGUGCUUCCCAAUGAUGGGAAGUGCCACCUAAAGGAUAAUAGAUACACAAUGAGCCAUUAUUAUGACUACCCUUCAAUCGCACACCUAGUACAGAAACUGAGUGACAACAAUAUUCAGACCAUCUUCGCUGUGACUGAGGACUUCCAGCCUGUCUAUAAGGAGCUUAAAAAUCUCAUUCCAAAGUCAGCUGUGGGAACAUUGUCUAAGGACUCCAGUAAUGUGAUCAAACUUAUCAUCGACGCCUACAAUUCUCUGUCAUCUGAGGUGAUCCUGGAGAAUAGCAAGCUGCCUGAGGGAGUGUCCAUCUCAUACGUGUCCCACUGCAAGAAUGGAGUGAGUGAAACAGGUGACAAUGGAAGAAAGUGCUCAAACAUCUCCAUCGGUGAUGAGGUGACCUUUGAUAUAGUCAUCACCACUAAGGGCUGCCCAUCGCAUGGUACACCAGAGGUGAUGAAGAUCAAGCCACUGGGUUUCAAUGAGGAGGUGGUGAUUAAUCUAAACUUUAUCUGUGAGUGUGAAUGUUCCAAAGAAGGAAUCCCCGAAAGUCCAGACUGUCACUUUGGCAAUGGAACCCUUGAGUGUGGAGCAUGCAAAUGCAAUAAGGGACGUAUUGGAAGGGUUUGUGAAUGUAGCAAAGAUGAUGUCAGGGCAGAGGAUCUGAAUGCAAACUGCCGCAUGGACAAUAGCACAGAGAUCUGUAGCAAAAACGGAGACUGUAUCUGUGGAACGUGUGAAUGCAAGAAACGAGACAAUCCAGAAGAGUGGUAUGAAGGGAAGUACUGUCAAUGUGACAACUUCAACUGCGACCGAUCCAACAACAAACUGUGCGGAGGUCAUGGUAAGUGUGUAUGCAGAGUGUGUGUGUGUGAAGUAAAUUACACAGGCAGUGCAUGUGACUGCUCUCUGGACAAGCAACCUUGUGUGGCCAGUAAUGGGCAGCUCUGUAACGGUCGUGGCACCUGCGACUGUGGAGUGUGUAAAUGCACCGACCCAAAGUUCCAGGGUCCCACGUGUGAGAUUUGCCCCACUUGUCCUGGAGUCUGCACAGAGCACAAACCCUGUGUUCAGUGCCGUGCAUUUAAAACUGGAGAGAUGGUGGAUAAAUGUGAAGAGAAAUGCAACUACUUUACUCUACAUAAGGUGAAGGAAAAGGAGGAACUUCCGCAGCCGAACAGCCAGCCCUACCUCACUCACUGCAAAGAGCGUGACGCCAAUGACUGCUGGUUCUUCUUCACUUAUGCCACCAAGAAUGACACUGCUGAGGUCUAUGUGGUUGAGAAGCUUGAAUGCCCUACUGGUCCUGACAUUAUCCCAAUCGUAGCGGGUUUGGUUGUAGGCAUCGUUCUGAUUGGUCUGGCCCUGCUUUUCAUCUGGAAGCUGCUCAUGAUUAUUCAUGACCGCAGAGAGUUCGCAAAGUUUGAGAAAGAGAAGAUGAAUGCCAAGUGGGAUGCGGGUGAGAAUCCCAUCUAUAAGAGUGCAGUGACUACGGUGGUCAAUCCCAAAUACGAGGGAAAAUGAGGGACAGAUGGUCUGUCACUGUAUGCAAAUAACUUCGAGCAAAGGAGAUAUUUUUUCUGUUCACUUGUAUUUUUUGUUUUGAACAUACAUUUUGUUAGCUGUGCAUUCUCCACAACUUGCAUUAUAAUCUGCUUAUUAUGUAUUUCUAUAUAUCGUGUACUGAAUGCAUUGUGUUUGUUUUAAUAUUUUUUUCUUAAUAUUUGUGUUGUCACAGGACAGGAUUUGGUCUUUAAUAUGUAAGUUGUUUCUUUUGAAUAGAGUAAUUUUAUGACCUUGUAGUGUGUUCCAGUUCUAAUCCCAGGCUCCUCCUGCACUGCACAUUUUAGUAUUUCCUUGACUCUCCUUAACUAAUUUGUUGAAAAUAUAUAUGGUUAAUUCAGAAAAGCUUAAAUGUGCAUUUCAGUUGUGCUCGUAGAUCAGGACUGAGAAACACUUUUAAUGGAUUUCAAAUCAAGUCACAUUAAUGUUUCAGUGUCACACACCUGUUUAGGUCUUAUUAGUGAAAACACAUUUUACUGAACCCUGUAAGCUUGACAGGUAUUAUUUAUAAUGAUUUGAAUAAUCAAAUACUUCACUGAUUUAAAGAAAAAAAUCUGUCACUGGUAGAGCAUGUAGCUGGUCACUGGUAUAGAAGUGUGUGGCACUGUGUUCCUAAUUCAGUCAUUGUGGACCCCCUAUUAGCUCCCCCCCCACAUGCCUGAUAGUUCAGCUGUGUUAGAAGCUGAAAUACAAGGAAAAAAGUGCACUGGAUAAGGUUUUUAUUCAUGGACGUGUGUUCUAUGCAUCCUGCAUGUCGCCCUGUAUGUUUAUUGGAGGCUGUGGUGUUUGGAUCUACUUUCAGGAAAGUUAGGGCUGCCUGUUGUUUGAAGAUAUACUUGCUGAGAAGUAUUCAAAAGAAUAUAUUCAUGUUUUAGAAGGACAUUGCCUUGCCAAUCAUUCUGAACUUCUGUUCAGAUAAGAGAAUUGUAGUUUUAUAGUUCAAAAGCAGAAAAUAUCCCAUAUCACAACACUGUAUAAUUAAAAAAAAAAAUUGGAAUUACAUUGAGUACAUUUUAUUGCAGUGCCACUAUUGUGUAGUGGACAAGAUCCCAGACUCUUUGACUAUGAAACAUUGACCUGAAUGCAGGUGCAUCUCAGGGACAUGAACAACAGUAGGAUUAAAUUGAAUGUAAUCAGAAAGAUGUUUAGCAAUCAAACAAUAAAUGUAUACUAUGUGUACAAUAAUUUAUGUCUUCAAAAUUUUGAUUCUCAGGUAUCUAAUUUCUCUUGAUUGUAAAAACCAAAUACUUACUGUCUUUUAUUGCAAAACAUAGAGGAGACUUAUUUUCAUUAAGCCAAUUCUGUUACCAGAAGUGAACUUGGAUAACUUGCUGACUUUUUAUUGAACUAUAAUUUUAUUCACUGCUGUCGCCAUCCUCCUCCAUCCAUCCUCCUGGAGCCUAGGCUUGCAGGACAAGGUGCAAUCAAGUGUUAUGCAAUAAUUGUUCAUGAAAAUUAUUUCUAAUCUUUACUGUCUUUUAAUACUGCUGAAUGUUAAAACUACAUGCCUCACAGACUGCAUUUUAAAUACCUUUUAUUUCUGCAUCAUGUUCAUGCUUAUGGUCCUUUGUUUCAGUAGUUAUUUAUUAAAAUAAACAACCAAAACAAC